This is a messenger RNA of Heterobasidion irregulare TC 32-1, 2742 nucleotides long. RefSeq lists its product as uncharacterized. The transcript has 16 exons. The coding region runs from base 1 to 2742 and encodes 913 amino acids. Lineage: Eukaryota; Fungi; Basidiomycota; Agaricomycetes; Russulales; Bondarzewiaceae. The record is from RefSeq and is a predicted model, not a curated record.
AUGCCCACCUUAACCACCACUUUGUUGCUACUCACCGUACUGGUCGUGCUGCUGCCUGCAGAAGCAUACGCGUUCGGAGCAGGCGAUAUCCCCGAUUUUUCAUAUCUGAACGACAAAGCUUUCCGUCAUGGAGAUAUUGAAAACAUCCUCACUGAACUGCUCAAAUCGACGGGGAGUACUGCUGCAGGAGGUGGACUCCUUGAAUUCGCGCAAACUAUCUUGUCUGCAGGAUCUGGUGGAUCUAAAUUUAAUAAAGGGGAUGUGAAGAAAGUGUACUUCGGUAACUGGUUGCGUGACUACUCUCAGGCGAUGGAUAUUGCUGGCUUGCAGAAGCUUUCUGCGGAUACCUUGGUUCUCAUUGUCGCUGUCCUCGGCUUUAUGACAUUUGGAUUUGCUACGGAGGAGUUUGAGGUCACUGCCGAGAGAUUAGGCGUGUACUUACCUGUAGAACACAUCGACAAUCCGAAGGGCUACGCAGAGAAAGAGGGCGAUGCUCGCCAAUUCCAUCCGAAGCUUCGUCCUCCCGUAGACCCUCGGGAACUUGAGAUUGAUCCCCGCACUGGCAUGAAGAAAUAUAUGGCCACCGAAGGGCACGGCUGGGAUACCUCCACAGCUCACAUUCGACGCACGCUCCGAGCCUGCAUCGAGCACGGCCGUCGAUCACGCGGUCGGGAAGGUGCAGACUUGUUCGAAGCCUAUCGGCUUCUCGGUACAGGUCUGCAUACUUUGGAGGAUCUGCUUGCCCACAGUAAUUGGUGUGAGCUUGCGCUCAGGAAAAUGGGUCAUGAGCAAGUAUUCUGCCAUGUCGGAGACGAUGUUAUUGUUGAUACACCCAAUGGUCCUGCUCCCCCCUUGAUCACUGGGACCUUUGGAAGCGCCGACUUUAUGCACUCAAUGAUGGGAGAGGCAACCGAUCACUUGAGUCAGGCAUCAGUUACUGAUCUCUCUCAGAAGUUGAGCGACGCAUCCAGUUCGGAUCAGAACUCCAAUAUUUCUAAACUCAAGGACCUGCUAUCCAAGCUCCCACUUGGAGGCGAUAGCUCCUCGCAGAUGGGCGAGGCUGAGUCUCUCCAAGCAUCCUCUAAAGCGUAUAGCUUUAACCCGGACGAUGUCGCGCCGAAGGAAGUUCAGCAGCAGCUGUGGGCUUUAUUGAAGUGGAGGGAUGGGGUAUACCGCGACGUGCUCGAGAAAAUCGAGAAGAUACCUGGUUUGUCGGAAUUGAUCGAUGGCAUCACAGAUGCACUGAAUGCCUAUGUAUACACCAUCUUGACACCCUGGUUGACACCAAUCUUGAAACAAACUACAGAUGUUCUUGGUGAGGGUAGCAAGGCCGUCAUUGAUUCUGAUGACCAGUACGAAGUCUUCAAUGACCCACGUGCCUCUGACCCGUCACACAGCCUGCUUUCCAAGGACCACUUCCAACUCAUCCUGAACGAGCCUGCUGGGAAGAUUGCACAGGUGGUGGUGCAAAACACAGUGAACCUCAUUGUAAAGGCAUGGUUCGACGAGAGCGAGGAUCCCAAUCAGGUCAUCAAUCAGGUCCUUGAAGCCUUCCAUCACCCAUAUUACAACACUGGCAACUCACAAAUUCAGCAUGCCAUGUUUGAUGCCAUGGACAAGUGGAUAGGCGGUCAAGGAAGCGAGAGAGAGACCACACUGGAGGCACUGACCAAGGAAAGUGUUCGCGAAGGCAAGAACAAGCGCCAGGGCUCGGAUGAUGAGACCGCUGCUACCCCAGGUGGCGCUCACUCGUAUGACCAGGGUGCAUACGGCAGGACCAGUCAAUAUACUGCAAGCCAGGACUAUACUUCGUCGCAGGGCGGCGGUUACAAUCAACCCCAAGGGCGCCGGUAUGACGAAGAACCAAUUGGUUACGGCGGGGGGAGCCGUACGGGCUAUAGCCGUACAGAAUCAAACUACCAGCCUCCCGAGGAACCUCCUUACGGCCGAGGAAGCGAAACACUUUAUGGGCGAGGUGAUUCUCGGCCCUCAUACGGUAGGCAGGAGGAAGGCGGUUAUGGCGGAGGAAGAGACGAAGAACCGCCUUAUGCCAGGAGGCAGGAACAAUACCGAAGUGAGGUACGAUCCUAUGAUAGACGCCAAGAUGACGAAGGAGGAUACAGGCCGUCAUACACCAGUGGAGGAUCAGAAGGGUACGCUGGAGGUGAAGGUUAUGGAUCUCGCCGUGAAGAAGGAUACGAGCGUCCAUCAGAUUACGGGGGAGACUCGUUCAGAAGGAGCGAGCAAACCGAACCUGUAGAGCCGAGAGACCACCAACACCAUAGCCAUCAUGAUGACCGCCGCCAGGAAUACGAUUCUAGUGGUCAGGAAUAUGGCAGAGGUGGGGAAGAAUAUGAUGCGGGCCGCCAGGGGCCUGAGAGGGAGACGGUUGGAUACGGCGCAAGCCGAGAGGAGUACGGAAGCGGCACGGAGCAAUAUGGUGGAGGUAGGGAGGUUUAUGAAAGCCAGAGACGCCCCGGAUACGGAGAAGAACAACUCAGUGGAUAUAGAGACAAUGAAUCUUCUCCGUAUGCUGAGCCUCCAAGACAGUAUGGCGGUUCCGGCUAUGGAGGUGGUCCUGGAGGAUACGCUGAAGACGAACGCCGAGGUUUGCAUCGUGGCGAAGAAUCCUAUACCGAAAACGAAGACGAGACAUUUGGCGCGGAAAGACUGAAUCUCAACGAAGGUUACCAGCGGCGUGGUGGAUAUGGAGGAUCCGGGUACACCCAGGAGGACUACUGA